Molecule: messenger RNA, 657 nt
Organism: Amorphotheca resinae ATCC 22711
Lineage: Eukaryota; Fungi; Ascomycota; Leotiomycetes; Helotiales; Amorphothecaceae
Exons: 3
Coding region: 72-452 (126 amino acids)
Biological process (GO): RNA processing; spliceosomal snRNP assembly
Cellular component (GO): precatalytic spliceosome; U1 snRNP; pICln-Sm protein complex
Molecular function (GO): RNA binding
Source: RefSeq, a predicted model, not a curated record
CGUUCACCGCCACCACGCAACCCUAGAUUUGAAAACCAUCCCGGGGAGUUCAAAGUCGCAAAUCCGCCACGAUGAAGCUCGUCAGGUUCCUGAUGAAAUGCGCAAACGAGACGGUGACGAUCGAGCUUAAGAAUGGCACCAUCAUCCACGGCACCAUCACGUCGGUUUCCCCGCAGAUGAACACGGCGCUGCGCACCGUCAAGAUGACCCAGCGCGGUCGCGACCCCAUCUCCCUCGACACCAUCAAUCUCCGCGGCUCGACGAUCCGCUACUACAUCCUGCCGGACUCGCUGCCGCUGGACACGCUGCUGAUUGACGAUGCGCCGAAGCCGAAGAACAAGGCGCGGAAGGAGGCUGCGGAUAGAGGCAGAGGUGGCCGAGGGCGCGGAGGUCCCAGAGGACGGGGUGGCUUCAGAGGCGGUCGUGGCCGAGGCGGAGGAAGGGGAUUCUAGAGAUGAUGAACAUGGAUGGGGAUAUGAAGGCGGUCUGGAGGCUUGGGCGGAGGAGCCCAUAUGUGUCCUUCUCUAUUACCUUGCGUGGUCGUGACUAGGAACGUGCUGGAUCUCUGGCUUCGGACAGAGAAGUCAUGAAUGGCUUGAGGGGUCAUUGGCGUUUGUGGAUAUAAAAUCAGGCAAUCAACAUCAACAUUUCGCGUGC